Eruca vesicaria subsp. sativa (arugula) is the source of this 312-nucleotide messenger RNA. NCBI's taxonomy places the organism in Eukaryota, Viridiplantae, Streptophyta, Magnoliopsida, Brassicales, Brassicaceae. The record is from the annotation of a GenBank genome assembly.
AUGCUCUCUGCAGCUGGAAUCAAUAUGGAACUAGAGAAUCAAUCAUUACUACAGAGAACCAUAACCCUUCAAGAAGAACUCAAGGACUCUCAAGCAGCAUUUAUACUUGAACAGGAGAGAGCAGAGGCUUCGUUGAAAGAAGCAGAGACGGCGAAAUCACAAUGGGUUUGCAAGAUAUGUCUGAUCAAAGAAGUGGACAUAACCAUUGUACCAUGCAGACAUGUCUUGUGUCGAGAAUGUUCAGCUUCAGUCGCUAGAUGUCCCUUUUGUCGUCUUCAAGUCACUAGAACCAUCCGAAUCUUCCGACCAUAA